AUGCCAAUACUUCCUCCCCACCUACUUGGCGCCAUCGCCCAAAGCAACGCCAACUCACCCGAGGAACAAGACGCUGCCCAGAGGACCCUGGACACUGACAAUAAACGCAGCGCCAAGAGAACCAAGAUGUCUUCCUCGUCAGGCACCAAGCCUUCAAACCCCUCGCUUCGCCGCUUAGUCGACUUCUACGAUCCCGACACCAAGGGUCCUGAUGGCGCUGGCCGUACCUUGGAGCAGAUACUGGCAUGGGCCGACCACCGCCUGGAAAUCCAGCACGACUACAUCCAGGUCCUGUUCCCGCUGCCCGAAGGCUCGGUCUUCAACUACACUGCCCCUGUCAUCGACGAAGAGACCUUCCUCUACUUUCGGCAGCAUGGUGGUCUGAAGGCCAACGUCCGCCGCGCUCUCACGCGCAUGCUCGCCUUCUACGGAUUCAGCAUCGACUGUGAGCAGCCGGCUGGAGAGAAGGGGAAGGUCACCAUUGAGGGCAAGGAAGGCUGCACGGCGAACUUUGUCCUAUGGGUCAGACGCAUGGAUCAUAAUCACCUCCGCAUCACCCGUAUUAUCAGAAGCCUGCGCGUGCUCGGACUGGAAGAGGAAGCGAAGGCCUUUUUCGAGGCGCUGAUUUGGACCUGCGACAACUUCGGACGCAUUGGAGACAACCUCCAACGCAUUGGAAACUCGAGCAGAGAUUUCUGGCAGCGUGCCGCCAAGGGUUCGCUGCAUAUCGCACCUGACGGCACUGAGGUGGAGUGGCUGGAGAAGGGUGACACUGAAGGGGACUACGAGAUGAAGGAAGGUUAA
Messenger RNA from Anthostomella pinea, 804 nucleotides. NCBI's taxonomy places the organism in Eukaryota, Fungi, Ascomycota, Sordariomycetes, Xylariales, Xylariaceae. The record is from the annotation of a GenBank genome assembly.